AUGCCACUGCUCGGAGGCUCCGUGGCCUAUUUCGCUGUGACUGGCAUGGCCACGGUGGGGUGGUUCGGUGCAUACGCAGUGCCGGUGUUCUUCCGGAUCAUUCAAUCUGACAAGGACUUCAAUCCCGGGCCGUUCUAUCUGCCCAACUACAUUGGCCACACCGGCGGCAAGUGCGUCCACGUCCUUGCUCUCACAUACGUCGUCUACACCAUGGUCGUCUUUGUUAUCCCGACGGAAUAUCCUGUAACGGCAGAGAAUUUCAACUAUGCUGCUGUGGGAAUUGUGGUCGUGGUAGCCAUGUUCCUUCUAUGGUGGUUUCUUGACGCUCACCGGUGGUUCAAAGGCCCUAAAAUUGCAAAGCAAGAGGACCAGGUGGACGCAAAGCCACAGGAGCAACAGGAGCAAUACCAGCACAUACAACCUUUCCAUGACGACUCUUAUAACGAGGAUAUCCAUGGGGUUUUCCCGCAUGACGUGAUUCUCGAGUCCCGUCAAAACGCGACUGCUCAUCGAUUGAAUCCCGAUGCUACCCGUCAAGAAGAAGGAGCGAAUGCCUCUCCUGAAUCCUCGCUGACACUAGUGACCCACUCUCAGCCUGCUGACGUGGCGAUUGAGAAGUCAGAUGACGUGGCAGCUGACGUGGCAGCUGCCGUGGAAUCCGAAGCGGACGGCGAGGUUGUAAGCAAGGAAGCAGCGAUCGGCGGCACGCUGGCCGCGGGAGCGCUGAUUAUCAGCGUCGUCGCGUCGCUGGCGCUGCUAGGAUACAUGUUCAAGGACGAAAUCUCCGGCGCGAUCGACUACUUUACAGCGUACAUCGAAGGCGCGGGUCCCGGAGGAUAUGUGACGUUCGUUCUAGGGUACUCGGUUCUGGAGGUGCUCGCGGUGCCGGCUAUCCCGCUGACGCUGUCCGCCGGUGUGCUGUUCGGCCCCGUCUUGGGCACGUUCCUCUGCAGCCUCUCCGGCACGAUCUCUGCUACAGUCGCGUUUCUGAUCGCGCGGUACGUGGCGCGCGAUCGCAUUCUGGACAUGGUGCGAGGCAACAAGAAGUACGAAGCCAUCGACCGCGCAGUGGGGAACAACUCGUUCCGCAUCGUCACUCUGCUGCGCCUCAGCCCGCUCAUGCCCUUCUCCCUCGGAAACUACUUUUACGGACUCACUUCCGUGAAGCUUCUCCCGUACAUCCUUGGCACGUGGAUUGGCAUGCUGCCAGGCACGUGGGCGUAUGUCAGCGCCGGAUCUUUUGGCCGCUCCUUAUUGGAGGCGGAGAGUGGGAGCUCAUUGCUGGGGGACUCGUCUCUAUAUUCGCUGCUGGGUGGGGUGGCCCUCACAGCCUUUGCAGCCACUUACAUCACCAAGAUUGUGCAGGAUGCUGUGAAGGAAGCAGAGUAG
Molecule: messenger RNA, 1389 nt
Organism: Closterium sp. Yama58-4
Lineage: Eukaryota; Viridiplantae; Streptophyta; Zygnematophyceae; Desmidiales; Closteriaceae
Source: the annotation of a GenBank genome assembly